CUCGGGUACUUGUUGAGACUCGAGUAAUGAUAAGUGAAUAUAUAUAUAUAUAUACUUACAUGUAAUGUUAGAUACAGUAACAGUAGCAGUAGCAGUAAUUUUUGGUGUGUGUAAAUAAGUACCAAGAAGAAAUCGGGUGGAGCUUUAUUAAAUGACUGGAAUAGAUUUUUAGAAGAAAAAAAAUAAAUUAUGGAAAAUAAACAAGUUAGAGCUGUGUAUGAUUUCUCUGGAGAACCUGGUACAGCGGAACUAUCAAUAACAGCUGGUGAAAUAUUAACAGUAACUCGUGACAAUGUCGGCGAUGGCUGGUGCGAGGGUUUCAAUAGCCUGGGCCAGUCUGGGUUAUUCCCAGCGGCGUAUGUCCAGGUAAUAGAGCCAACCGGAGCAACGACAUCAGCGACAGUGUCGUCAUUGUCCUCGGUCCAGCAAAGUUCCGGCGACUAUUGGGACGAUGACUGGGACGAUGAUUCAGAGGUAGGUCAAACUCCAGCGUACAAUCCUCAGCAACAGUCGCAGCAAUACUCGAACCUGGAUGACAUAAGCGGACCAAUAUCGAAUAAUUUUAUCUCUCCGCCUACUGCUCACGCUCUGCCAGCUUUGCCAGAGAAAACUGUUUCAAAUGUCCCCAAAAAGAACAACAAAUUCUCGACGCUUAUAAAGUCCGGGGAGGAGGGAUUUUUGAUGGGCACCAAGGUGCUGCCUAUUCCUGAGGAUGAGAAGAUAUUUGUCCAAGAAACAGAGGACGGAAGGUGCUACUGGUUACCAACUGGAGAGGAGUACAAGUGUGUUGUGACAUCACCAAAGAAAGGAUCCAAGUUAAAAGGCCUUAAAAGUUUUAUUGUUUAUCAGCUCACACCUACGUUUAACAAUAUCCAAGUGUCAAGAAGAUACAAACAUUUUGACUGGUUACACGAGCGUUUGCAAGCCAAGUAUUGUUUCAUAGCGACUCCACCGCUUCCCGACAAACAAAUUUCAGGAAGAUAUGACGAACAAUUUAUAGAACAUCGUCGUACCCAGUUGCAGGAGUUUGUUGACUACGUAUGUCGACAUCCUAUUUUAUCUAGAAGCCGCGUUUGGCAGCAUUUCAUCAUGUGCACUGAUGAGAAGCGAUGGAAAGCCGGAAAACGCCAGGCCGAAAAAGACGAAUUGAUGGGAGUUAAUUAUUUCAAUGCUAUUCACUGCAGUGACAUGGCUGUUGAUGCAAUUAAAAUUGAUAUUAAAACAGAUUCAUUCAGCCGAUUUAUCACCGGGCUGGAUCCAGUGGUCAAAAAUUUCAUGGCUAUGUCAACGGAUCAAGGAAAGAAGUACCAGAAUUUGUACAAACGAGAGUUGCAAAAAAUAGGACAAUCUUUCAUUGCCCUAGGUCAUGCUUUGGAGUCAGACUGUCCAGGUCGCUCGACAUUGACCAAUGCUUUGAGAAGAACCGGAGAAGUUUACAAUGACAUUGGAAGAUUGUACGAAGAACAGCCCCGGCUGGACUGGGAACCACUCGCUGAUAAAUUUCAUAUUUAUCGCGGAGUUAUUAAUAAUUUUCCGGAUGUGAUUUCUAUUCACAAGAGCGCAGUGCAAAAGAAGAAAGACUGCGAGCGACUAGUAACAGAGCAUAAAAUGGAACCACAAGAACUUCGGGAGCUUUCUCGUCGCACGGAUGUUAUCGCUCGUUCUCUCAUGGCCGAAGAAACUCACUUUCAAUCAGAGAUUGACAUUCACGUCAAUCAAUCAAUGAAAAAUCAUCUUGUUGAGCAGAUUGGCUUCUAUCAAAAAAUUGUCUCGAAACUUGAAGAAGCGUUGGCGGCUUACAAUGCUUAAUUAUUAUUAUGCAACAUUAAGUCGCUAUUUAAAUUCCCAAGAAGUAAUAUAUAUUUAUCUACACAUCUCAAUUAUUCAUAAAUACUAAAAGGAUUUUUUUAAACGUGUAGAUAAAAGACUUAAGGAUUUAAAUUUAUUGAUAAGACAAAAUUAUACAUAUUUUUUUUUCUUUUAUUUUGCACCAAUAUAUUAAAAACAGCUGAACAUUUAAAUUAUAUAAAUCAUGUAUGGCCUUUUGUCAUUCUAUUGCAAUUAUUUUUAUUUUGUAUAAUGUAUAUUUUAAUGUGUAUUUGUGCAAAUCAAAUACAUAAAAUAAUAAUGUAAAUGUAUUUAAUUAAAAAUAAAAUUAUAUUAAUAUUA
Messenger RNA from Cotesia glomerata, 2169 nucleotides. It is a transcript of the gene SH3PX1, whose product is annotated as sorting nexin lst-4. The record is from RefSeq and is a predicted model, not a curated record. Gene Ontology annotation, biological process: endocytosis; endosomal transport; plasma membrane tubulation. Gene Ontology annotation, molecular function: phosphatidylinositol binding; protein binding. Gene Ontology annotation, cellular component: plasma membrane; cytoplasmic vesicle. The coding region runs from base 190 to 1809 and encodes 539 amino acids. Lineage: Eukaryota; Metazoa; Arthropoda; Insecta; Hymenoptera; Braconidae. The transcript is spliced from 5 exons.